Molecule: messenger RNA, 991 nt
Organism: Rosa chinensis
Lineage: Eukaryota; Viridiplantae; Streptophyta; Magnoliopsida; Rosales; Rosaceae
Product: transcription factor bHLH162
Exons: 4
Coding region: 251-823 (190 amino acids)
Biological process (GO): regulation of transcription by RNA polymerase II
Cellular component (GO): RNA polymerase II transcription regulator complex
Molecular function (GO): protein dimerization activity; DNA-binding transcription factor activity, RNA polymerase II-specific; RNA polymerase II transcription regulatory region sequence-specific DNA binding
Source: RefSeq, a predicted model, not a curated record
CAAUGCUUGAUCAGCCUUGAUCAAUCGUCUGCUAGAUUGGAUAAGAUUAAGGAGGAGUGGGUUACUUUGUAUAGUUUGCAUGAUAAGCUCAAUGAGAAAGUGAUAGGCAGGAGGUACCAGAUAGCAGCAUCAUCAUUCACGGUACUACUGUACUUGGUGGGAAAUUGCGGUUCCUGUUACUGGAGGUUAAUUGGUACAGCCAGCUAGCUUAGCAGCCUUAGCUUGGCUAGGCUAUAGCCUCGUUCUGUUCAUGGAUCAGCAGCAGUACCCUAGUAGUAGUUCAUCUAGAACUGACAGAAAAACCAUUGAGAAAAACAGGAGGAAUCAGAUGAAAGCCCUAUACUCCGAGCUCAACUCUCUUCUACCCCAUCAACGCUCAAGGGAAGUGACUUCUUUGCCAGAUCAAAUAGAUGAAGCUGUGAACUACAUCAAGAAGUUGCAGACCAACUUGGAGAAAAUGAGGGAGAAGAAAGACAGCCAAAUGGGAGUAGAGCGGAUCACCAUUAACAAUAAUGGAGGUUCUCGUAGGGGAGUAAAUGGUGGCGGGUUAAGAUUACCUCAGAUCGAGAUUCGUGAAAUGGGUUCUGUUCUAGAUGUUGUUCUGAUAACUGGAUUGGAUUUUCAAUUCAUGUUUGAGGGGUCGAUUCGUAUGCUUCUUGAAGAGGGAGCUGACAUUGUAAAUGCCAGUUUCUCAGUUGUUGAAGAUACCAUUUUCCACACCAUACAUUCUAAGAUCGGCGAGUCUGCACCAGGCCCGGUAGCUGCAAGGAUAUCCGACAGACUAAGAAAGUUUGUGAACGAAGCUAGUACUACUGCAUUUUGAAGCCCCUACAUGAUCAGUCACGUACUGUUGCAAUAUAUGUAUUAGAGACAUUUCUAUGUAUCAAAUCUUAUUGUAAGUCGUUUAUAUGUUUCCUCGGCUGCUAGUGAUCUGUAGCUUUACUCUACUGGCUAGCUAGUGCUAUGCUAUAUAUUGAAGUUAAUUUUCGUA